Messenger RNA from Biomphalaria glabrata, 1872 nucleotides. RefSeq names its product 5-aminolevulinate synthase, erythroid-specific, mitochondrial-like. Gene Ontology annotation, biological process: heme biosynthetic process; hemoglobin biosynthetic process; erythrocyte development. Gene Ontology annotation, cellular component: mitochondrion. NCBI's taxonomy places the organism in Eukaryota, Metazoa, Mollusca, Gastropoda, Planorbidae. Gene Ontology annotation, molecular function: pyridoxal phosphate binding; 5-aminolevulinate synthase activity. The record is from RefSeq and is a predicted model, not a curated record. Bases 79 to 1413 code for a protein of 444 amino acids. The transcript has 9 exons.
AAAGUUAGUUCGCUGUGGAGCAGUGAUUGGUUGUUUCUAACUUGAAAACUCACGUCCUAGGAACUAGGCUCAGUCAAAAUGAGGAUUUUUGUCUCCAGGCUGUUCAACAAGACAUUGACACAGAAUAUUUCAAACAACUCUCACUAUGGCUUUGACUACAAAACUUUUUUCUGCAAUCUCAUUGAGGCCAAAAGGGCGGAUAACUCGUACCGUGUUUUCAAGAAAAUUUCCAGAAGUCAAGCGAUGUUUCCGGUAGCCCAAGAAAGUAGCCACGGAAAACAGAAUAUUACUAUCUGGUGUAGCAACGACUACCUUGACCUUAGUAUGCACCCAGAGGUCAUUGAAGCAAUAACUGCUGCUGUAAAGAAACACGGGUCUGGUUCCGGUGGCUCUCGAUCAAUAUCUGGAAAUUCCCCAUAUCACGAAGAGUUGGAGAUGCAGCUUGCAAAGUAUCACCAGAAAGAGGCUGCCCUUGUCUUCAGUUCCGGUUUCGUUGCUAACGAUACAGCGUUGUACACACUUGGAAAACAGUUGCCAGGGGUCCAUUACUUCUCUGACUCUGGGAACCACUCCUCGAUGAUCACUGGUAUAAGGAACAGCGGGGCACACAAGCACGUCUUCAGACACAAUGAUCCCAAGCAUCUGGAGGAGCAGUUGCGUCACGUAGCAGUGGACAUCCCCAAGAUUGUUGUCUUUGAAACAAUACACUCCAUGGACGGAUCCAUUGCCCCAGCAGAAGAAAUGUGUGAUGUUGCCCACAAGUAUGGGGCAAUCACAUUUGUUGACGAGGUACAUGCAGUGGGUAUGUACGGUCCUACUGGCGCUGGGAUUGGUCAAAGAGAUGGCUGUGUCCAUAAGAUGGACAUAAUUUCCUCUACUUUAGGUAAAGCCUUCGGUCAGAUGGGAGGCUACAUCACUGGAGACAGAGAUGUGAUUGAUGCAGUGCGGAGCUAUGGUAACGGAUUUAUAUUUACCACUGCCCUCCCGCCCCAUGUCAUGGCUGGCUGUCUGACGUCAUUGAAGAUUCUACAGGGUCAAGAGGGGCGAGAACUGCGUGAAAAACUUUACAAAAAUGUUGUGUACAUGAAGAAAGAGCUUAGUCUGGAGAAAAUUCCCGUCAUCCCUGGCACUAGUCACGUGGUUCCGGUUAUUGUUGGUGAUGCCAAAGCCAGUACCAGACUUUCCAAUGACCUCAUUCGAAGAUUCGGUAUCUAUGUCCAGCCUAUAAACUACCCCAGUGUGCCCAAGGGUACGGAGAGGUUACGUGUGGCACCCACCCCAGGUCAUUCGACUCUGAUGAUAGACAGAUUCGUUGAAAGUUUAUCAACAUUGUGGAAGGAAUACAAUCUGCCUUUGUUGGAUCAUCCUGAGGAGUCAAAACGUGGUGACAUACAGAUAUUGUCUCAUCAAUGAAUUAUUUAUAUGUACAUUAGAAUGCUAACUAUUCGUUUGUAAAGUUGGUUAUAGAUUAAUGAAAAUAAAAGAGAAUUAUUUCUUACUGCUGACAAUGUUUCGGAGACUAAUGCCUUGGCAUUCCUCAAGCAAAAUCUCCCUCUCUCUCUCUCUCUUUCUCUCUCUCUCUCUCUCUUUCUCUCUCUCUCUCUCUCUCUCUCUCUCUCUUUCUCUCUCUCUCUCUCUCUCUCUUGCCUUCAUCAAACUAAAAAAAAAAUCUUUUAAAUAUUUUUUUUCAUUUAAUUAAAAAUGUAAAUGUAUAUCUAAGAAUGCCAAAGACCUUUUUUAAAAUAACAAUAUUUAAUAUUAUUUGUCGUAUUUCAUGGCCUUCACAUUCCCUACACACAUAUCUAUAUGUAUUAAAUGUUGUGCAAUCCGUGUUAUUAUCCAAUGUGUACAUUUUGUAAACAAACGAACAAA